AUGUCUAUCCCUGGACUAGGAUCUGAAACUACCUACGAAGAUAGUCUAAAAUCGGUUGUGAUCCCUCAAGGAUCUGAAUGGCGAAUUGAAAUCCCAGUUAAACAGAUUAUCAAGUUUAAAGUUACAGAGGGGAUUUUAGAAAUCAAUGGUACAGAAUUACCAAACAAUGUUGAACUACAAUUGACAGGAACAAAAGGCAGUAUCUAUUCACCUAAGCAAGAAUCCAAACUCGAAUACACAUUGGUGCAAAACCAAGACAUGUCGAUGUACGAGGACGAAGAAUUCAGCGAGUAUGUGAGUAGUGAAACCAAUAUGGAGUCCGUGUUGAAUUUACACAUGUAUCUCGAAUCGAAACGACAAGCUGCUGCCGACCACAACGUAUCUUCAUCCGAAAAAGAGCCCAUUUUGGGACCACGGAUCAUGGUUCUAGGCGGGAGACAUCUGGGUAAAACCACCCUCGCAAAAACCUUAAUCUCAUACGCAGUCAAAAUGGACCAUUGUCCAAUACUAGUCAACUUGAACCCUCAAGAUGGAGUAUUUGCGUUACCUGGAUCGAUAUCAGCCACAGCUAUUGGAGAUUCCUUGGAUAUCGAAAGUUGUAGCGGGUACGGAUUAACAACCACCACCACGGGAGGGAACCCAUUAUCAAAACAACCCAUUGUAAAAAACUAUGGAUUUACAACUAUAAAUGAAAACAUGGAUUUGUACAAGUACCAAGUUUCACAAUUGGGCAUAACGGUGGUGUCACGAUUAGAGCAGGACUUGCAGUGCGGGAAUAGUGGCGUUGUUGUUGAUACUCCGCCACUUGGCAUCAAAGAAUUUGAUGUGAUUGAAUCGAUAAUUGGUGAUUUCAGAAUCGAUUUGAUUGUAGUGGUGGGCAAUGAGAAACUCAGCAUCGAUUUGCAAAAAAAGUUACUGCAUAAAUCCAAUUUACAAAUUGUCAAGUUGAAUAAACUGCCAGGAGUCGUUGAAGUUAGUGACAAGUUUAUUCGAAUGAGUCAAGAAGCCACUAUAAGGGAGUAUUUCAAUGGAAACUACAAAACUAGACUAUCACCAUUCAAGACGGAUAUUGACGCCACUGGGUUGCAGAUAUUCAAAGCGGUUAAAGAUUCAGUGUCAUUGUCUUUUUUGCCAGCGGGUGACGAUUUCGAACGUGAUGAAACGGAUAACGAUUUGAGCAAAUAUUAUCUGCCCUUGGAUCCAAGCUCUUCCAAUGUUGACAACUCCAUUAUCGUGGUUACGCAUCUACAACUGUCCACUCCUGGUACAGAUUUACUACAUUCAUCAGUGUUGGGCUACAUACACGUAUCCAAGUUUGAUGACGAAAAGAAGAAACUAAAAGUAUUGCUUCCAUUUCCCGGAGUGUUUCCUAGAAAUGUAUUGAUAGCUACUGAUAUAGGAUAUAAUGAAUAG
This is a messenger RNA of Lodderomyces theae, 1413 nucleotides long. Its product is annotated as cleavage polyadenylation factor subunit. Gene Ontology annotation, cellular component: mRNA cleavage factor complex; nucleus. The transcript has a single exon. Gene Ontology annotation, molecular function: polynucleotide 5'-hydroxyl-kinase activity. NCBI's taxonomy places the organism in Eukaryota, Fungi, Ascomycota, Pichiomycetes, Serinales, Debaryomycetaceae. The coding region runs from base 1 to 1413 and encodes 470 amino acids. The record is from RefSeq and is a predicted model, not a curated record. Gene Ontology annotation, biological process: tRNA splicing, via endonucleolytic cleavage and ligation.